Fibroporia radiculosa is the source of this 5214-nucleotide messenger RNA. RefSeq lists its product as uncharacterized. Lineage: Eukaryota; Fungi; Basidiomycota; Agaricomycetes; Polyporales; Fibroporiaceae. The coding region runs from base 1 to 5214 and encodes 1737 amino acids. The transcript is spliced from 8 exons. The record is from RefSeq and is a predicted model, not a curated record.
AUGGCGACACCAUUCUCCACGCCCAGGUAUCCUGGAGCUCCGCAUCCGACACCCGCGUCGUACAACUCAUCUAGGAGAGUGGCGCGCGCCCCCAUCCUGAACCCAUACGACAAAUUCACCCAGCCAGAGUUUGACUCCUGGAUUGACGACAUAACAGGCGCCCUCAAGCGCGCUCUUGGGAGGGAAGAUCCGCUCGCAGAGUCUGUGACGGUCCCAGACCCGUUCGACGGAGAUGAAGACGUCGCGGAAGACUCGUUCGCAGAAGUCGUAGCCCGGCGCGCGGCGAAGGGUAAGGAGCGCGCCGUAGAUAUGGGAAACAGCGAGGAGCAGCCCAUCAUCAUUCCGUCUGACUCAGAAGAUGAGGAGGACGCUGAGCAGUGGGAAGUCCCUUCCGAAGACGAUGAAGAUCAAGGAAGUGCGCUUAGUGCGGAGGAGGGUUCGGAUGGAGAGGAUGAGGCGGGCCAGCCUUCCGGACAGGUAUUUGAGCUGCUCUCCGACGAAGACGAAGAGGAGGACAGUCGUGACCUCGCCAUCUCGUCGGCACCAGAUAUGCCAGAAAGUGGGGCGUAUGAAGAAGAGGCAGACCACGAAGCAGAAGAUUUUGAGCCAGAGGAUGCCGAUUAUGAAAACGAGGCAAUGUUGUAUGGAGGAGAGCUGCAUGAUCAGGUGACGGUGACACUAAAUGGUUAUACGGUUGAAGACGUUGAUGCAGACAGAGACCUUGAGCUCAGAGAAGAGAUUGAUGCGUUUCCACCGGUCGAUGAGCCAACGCAACCUGUUGAUCUCCCGGACCCGUGGGUAGGUCCGAAGACUUACGCUGAGGACUACUAUUCUGGUGGCGACAUUCCUCCCGAUUUGCGCGAGCAUGCCAGUCCCCAUCUCUUCCCAACGGAAGAGGAUACUGGCGGAGAGGUUGUGGGGCUUGGUGUUCCAACAGCGGAGGAUGUGCACGAGUUAGAUGAGCUGAGAGAGCAUGGCAAACAAAUCGACAUGGCAUCUUUGAAUCAGCUACCCGAAUCGCGGAUUUGCUCUAGCACUUUUGCGGAAGACUUGGAUGCUGAUAUACCCACAAGCGAUCUGCGAACCCAGAUCGUUAAUAACGUCCACGACAUCCUUACAGACGAGGCGCUGACGCCUGAGAAGCAAGAUCCGAUGUCCCAGAGACUAUGCUCGCCGGAAACCGCAGAGACGAGCAUAUCUAUGGUUGAUCCUCACAUCGAUGGUGCAUCGAAGCAGGAUACGCUGGUUGAUUUUAUGGGAGAACCUGAAAAUGAUAACGACGGGGUUCAGAGGCAGGUAUCAUCGAGUUUUACUCGAAAUGUGCACUCGCAUGAAGAUCCAACUCUCUUUGAGUUACAGGAUUCGGCAGAGGAAGACGAAGACACUGACUCUCCGCCCCGUCCAUCUUUCAGCUCACAUGUAGACUGGAACUGGCCACCCGCAUUUGCAUCUGGUCGCAUAGCGACUGGAGCGGGUCAUCUGAGGAUAACGGGCCUUUAUGACGAUGGUGACUCGCCGAAUGAGGUCUACGAAAGUAACGAUGCCAAAAUUGAAGAGGUUGAAAUGUCUGCCCCGAUAGUUGCUCAAAGUGAGACGUCUGUAGAACCGGCACACUUUCCUGAGCUGCCACAAGACGAUUCGAAUGCUCUCCCUAUCUCUGGGAUGGAUGACUCGGGCCAUCAAACGGAGAUUGGUCUUGGUCCUUCCGCUGUUGCGUUUGAACAAGAGCUCUCACUGCUCAUGCAAGAUGGUAGGCCUGCUGUAGCGAAAGAGCUGUUAUUGGAGCGGACUGUGGACCUUUAUGCAGACUUGGAUUCAAUGCCAACAUCCGGAGGCGCACUUGACAUCACCACUGAAAUGGCCAUAGACGAUGACAUUCCUCAGCCUCUGGAGAGUGCCCUUGAUGACAGCUUUUUGGAAGAGUUUCUCGCUUCACCCGAAGGGCCACCCAAUCUGACACUCGAUGACGACCCUGCAGCUGCGUCCGCAGAUCUAUUGAAACUUAUGAGAGACGGGCGAACAGAAAUUAGGGCGGGAGACGAGAUCGAUUUUAAUGAUUCUGCGAGUAUCGCCAGUUCAUCCGCGGAGGACAAGCAGGUAUUGCCCAAGGUCGAGCUUCUGGUUGAGAAGACUGGGUGUAUGAAGACUUGCCUCUCUCAUGAAAUGAUACCUGAUACGGACGAUACCGCUGGGCUGGACGACGAGGUGAGGGCAGACGAUGAGCAGAUUGGUGUAGAUGCAGUACCGGUGGGAGACACAAUUGAUGUUGUAUCUGUCUUGAGCGAAGAAGUCGCUGAAAUCACCGAAUACGAGGUUGAGGAACCCGUUACUGAAGGCAGACGGACGGCGGAACCUGAUUGUGCUGGUUCAUCGCGCUUUUCUAGCCCAUAUGUCAUCAUGGACGACCGGGAGGGCUCGGUCAAGGCUAAUGUUGUUGAAUACAUCGUUACGGAGCCUGACGCUCCUAUUUCUGCUGUUCCCUCGCAAGUUGGCGAUCUGGAAGACAUUGCCGCUGAUGAUUUGUCUGAGUCAACACCUAAUGUCCCGGUGGCAGAGGUAAAUAUGGAUGGAUCCACCGAACAGACAACUAACGCACAAAUGGCUGAAGGAGUUUGUGGGCGGAGUAUCAUGGCCGACUCAACUUUGUUACCGCCCCACGUCGUUGAGGAUAUCGUAUCACCCUUCUCUCUAUCUCCUAGUAGAGCGACUGCUGAACGUUUCGCUAAGAACAUCAACUCCCUUCAGAAUGCUGAGCAACCAAACAAGAUGGUAACUGGUACACAGCAUGCAUCGUCAGAAGCAGCAAGCGGUGCAGAGAUGCAUCCUAUGCUAGCCGACGGUGUUCCAAUGCCCAUUUCUGCGGAUCCGACAGUGCCGGACCCUGCUAGCGUCGAGCACACACCGGCUCCCGCAGAACUCGAAGCGACUCCGCAAUUGCCAGCGGCCACCAAUGCCUCUACUCGGGCAUCUUCUAUAACAUCCGAUGGGCCGUCCCGUGGCAAGAGCCUCAGUGGGCUGUUCACCCCACUGACAGCUGAGAAUUCCCUUCUAGAUUCCCCCAAAGCACGUUUACUGGAUAUUGGCGAGGACAAGUUCGCCGAAUCUCCGCUUAAGCAGUCUGUUACAGCUGAGGCUCUCGCCGCCGCUGAAGAAACUUCCCUGCCUGAAGAUUACAGUGGCCAUAAGAGGAAUAUGGUCGUCGCACAGGAUCCGAAUGACGAACAAGCUGCAUCUCCCUUCCUCACUCCACAAGAUGCAGGUCCUCAGGAUGCCCAGCAACAUGACAUCGACGAGCUGAUUUUAGAAUAUCCUUCGGAUUCGGAAACAGUUGGCAAUCUUGUUCAAUUUCAGUCACAACCUGGUGGAAACGACCCUUUCGUCGAUGUGCAUGAUGGUGCAGAUGACAUCGAUGCGGAAGGGGACGUGGAUCCAGAAUAUGCACAUAUGGCAGAACCUACUCUCAUCGAGACAAGGCCGCAAGGUGAUCUACCUGAUAGUAUUAAUGAAUUGGGGCCGCAGGACAACGCUGCGCUGGCCGCGCCUACCACUGAGGAAGCAUACGUAGAGGAUAGUGAUGUGGCAAGCACACCGAGAGCAUCCCCAGGUCCGCCCAUCGCACCUGACGUCGACGACGCGUCCGCUGAGGUUAAGGGCACGAGGGCCAAAGAGCCAGCGACACUCGAGAGUCCACCGCUUGAGAAGACUGCCAAGCAAGACGAUGUUAUCGCCCCUGCCCCAGAAUCACCGAGACCGCUCAAGCGAAAGCGCAUGUCACCCGUUCUGCCUCCUCGACUGACUCGUUCAAUGUCUGCGAUGCACAAUGCGGGGCGCGGUCUCAGCCGUCUUGAUGUGGGGAACGGAAAGGGCAAAAGCCGCGAAAAUGAUCACAGUGAUGAUGAGAACGAUGCCCCUGUCUCUGCUAGCAAUGCUGGUGAUCGUCGGUCAGUUCGUUCCAGUCACGAAAGCUCCCGCGCGUCCUCCGUCGCAUCGGCGGCAACAAGCAACGAAUCCCUCAUCGUCCCUCCAUCUCCUACUACUACACGAACAGACCAGCAGCAUCACACCCUUCCAGCGCCAUUUAUUCAUUCCAGCGGGAUACUGCAUCACCACCACGGCCGGCCGUUGCAUUUGCAGUUCCAGCCUCAGCCCCCCAUUGAGCGCAAGCGAGCGCCAUCGCCAUCGCUCCCAGCACCGAGGGCCGCGGAUGCGAGUGCAGAGGAACCCGCCCCUGGUCCGUCCCAGCCGGUGACCCCGCGCAAAAUGCUGGCAUCAUCGCCCGUAACGCGUUCAAACUGCCGCUUCCACAAGAUCAGCCUUCCGCGUGAAGAAGACGGGCCGCGUGUCUUUUUCCUUGUCCCAGGUUGCUCGCUUGGCAAUGGCGAGCUCAUGGAAGAGGAGAGCAUCCAAGAUCACGGGCCCGCAAUACUCGACAAGGACACGCGAUUAGUUAGCAACAUUGAAAAGUUGGACUUCAGCCCAUACCUCCUCAGCGUGCUACGCCAGCUUGUUAGUGUGGAUCUCCUCAGGGAGCAGGAAAUAUUCUUCUGGCCCCAACCUGGGGAUAAGUAUCAGUGGAAAUCGAGGAGGAAGUCCAAGGUUACGAAGGCGACGAUUCCGACGCUAUCGGCGGCUUCGCGUAAAUCCACUGGGGCGCGCAAUUUGCCAAGAGCAGCGUCGGUCGCACUUUCGGAUACGGGGCGAUCGGCAGGGCGCGCACCCUCGUCGCGAGCUGGGUCUGUCUCUACUGUUGGUUCCAGUCGAAGAAAGAGCCGUUUGUCGGAUGGAGGCAGUCUGACUACCACCGCGUCAAUGUCCGCGAGCGAACUGAGCGACUUAAGCGAUGUCGAGGAACCUCCGGUGAAGAAGCAGAAGGAGGAAGCUCUCCCAAAUCAAACUGUCCAGAUUGAAUCUGACGUAGCAGCGUCAGUCUUGAAGGCUUCCGCUGUAGCCUCUCGUCGGCUUGCAUCAAGAAAGAGUCAGCGGCUGAGUGCUGAUGCGUCUGCUUAUAAACCUGGCGACGAUAAAAACGAAGAAUCUACCGACGAUGAGCAGACGCGCGGCAAGCGGAGAAGAAGCACGCGGAAAACAACAAAGCGAACCAGAGCGAACGACGACGAUGGUUCUCAGUCCGUGAGUGCACCACCUAAGAAGAGGCGAGCUCGAGAGAAAGAUUCAAGCCAGGUUCAGAAGGACGAAGAUACUCCGGCAUCGUAG